AUGGUUAGUGGUGAAUACUAUUUACAUUUACUACUAUGUGUUUGCUAUCUUUUAUCGUUGACAUGGGCUGCAGAUAAGUCUAGUACUUCCGAUGAUCUAUUAUUAAACCAAUACUUAGUUGACCCGACACAACUACCGGGCCUCGAUAAAAUCAAAGAUGUAAAUUCUAUUCCACAAAUGUAUGCAGGUCACAUUUCUAUGUUUGAUGAUAUUAAACAAGAUCCAAACAACAACAACAAUAUUCCUUCAGAUUUCGGUUAUUUCUUUUGGAAGUUUCAAGAUAAAUCAUCACAACAUAAUAAAGAUUUCGAUACAAAACCUCUAAUAUUCUGGUUUAAUGGUGGUCCAGGUUGUUCUUCCAUGGAUGGUGCAUUGGUGGAAAUAGGUCCAUUUAGAAUAGACCAUAAGGGGAAUGCAAUCAUAAAUAAGGGCUCUUGGCAUACAAGAGGUGAUUUGGUGUUUGUUGACCAACCUAUUGGAACUGGGUUUUCGUCUUUUAAAGGUGAGUCAAUCAAUACUUUAUUUGAGAAAGAUCUUAACAAGAUCAGUGAAAGAUUGAUGGAAUUCUUAAAUAAAUAUUUCGAACUUUUUCCAAUGGAUCUUAAUAAAGAUAUUAUUUUAGCUGGUGAAAGUUAUGCAGGCCAAUAUAUCCCAUAUUUUGCAAAAUUCAUACAGAACCGCAAUAAAAAAAUUGUUUCACAAGAUCUGAAAGACAAGCUAUAUCAUUUGAAAUCUCUUUUGAUCGGGAAUGGUUGGAUAGAUCCAACUUCUCAAUCCUUAUCAUAUUUGCCAUUUGCUAUGGAGAAUGGACUCAUUGAUAGGCAAUCACAAUUUUUCAUAGAUCUACUAAAACAACAUGAAGAUUGUCAAAAUAAGAUCAACUCUGCACUUAGCGAUUCCUCUUCAAAAUUUGAAUACCCUGAAUGUCAGAAAAUUUUACAAACAUUAUUAACCAUUACAAGUGAUGUGGAACAAGACCAAUGUAUUAAUGUCUAUAACUAUGAUUUAAGAGACUCAUACCCAGCAUGUGGAAUGAAUUGGCCCGAAGAUAUCAGUAAUGUCGCCAAAUUUUUUUCAAAACAACAAGUUCAAAAUGCUUUACAUAUAAAUAAAAAUUGGGAGAAUAGUUGGAAGGAAUGCAGACUAGAAGUCGAUGAAGAACUAACUAACCAGGGUAUGGCACAAUCAAUCGCUUUGCUACCAAAUUUAUUAAGUGAUGGUAUUGAAAUUAUUUUAUUCAAUGGUGAUAAGGAUUUAAUAUGCAAUAAUAAAGGUAUCUUAGACAGUAUUAGCAAUUUAGAAUGGGGUGGAUCAACAGGUUUUACCAGUAAUGUUCAAGAUUAUGAAUGGGUUUACAAUAAUCCAGAUUCUGGUUUAGAUGAAACUGUAGGGUACAUCAAAUAUGAUAAAAAUUUGACAUUUAUUAGUGUUUUUAAUGCAUCUCAUAUGGUCCCAUACGAUAAAAGUGAAAUUAGUAGAGGAAUUAUAGAUAUUUCUAUGAACCAGGUUUUAUUAUCUACUACUGAAGGAAAAGAUAUUAUAAUCACUAGUGGUUCACCAUUCAAACAAACAGAUGAAGAAAACGAAGAAGAAGAAGAAGAAGAAAAGAAUACUGAUGAUAAUGAUAACGAAGAAGAAAAAGAAGAAGAAGAAGAAGAUGCCGACGAGGAGGAGGAAGAAGAUGACAAAGAAGAAAAUAAAGACAAUAUUAAUGGAAUUAUUAUGAUAUCUCUGUUCAGUUUGGUUGGUAUAUUUUAUGGUGGCCUCAAAUAUCGUCAAAUUAUUUUAUCCAAGAUUUUUGGUUCAUCUUAUGAAAAUAUCGGUAAUCAAAAAAAGAAGGUUACUUGGGCGGAUGAUCUUGAAAAUGGGACUUCCUUAGAAGAAAAUUUCGAAGAUAAUACAAAUGAUCAUAACAAUAUAGAAACAACCAAAGCAGAUCACAUAAUUCCAACAUCUCCUUUCGCACCCAACAAUGCAGAAGUGGAGAACAUAUUCGAGUUGAAGGAUAUGAAAUAA
Arxiozyma heterogenica is the source of this 2016-nucleotide messenger RNA. It is a transcript of the gene KEX1, whose product is annotated as serine-type carboxypeptidase. The transcript has a single exon. The record is from RefSeq and is a predicted model, not a curated record. Gene Ontology annotation, molecular function: serine-type carboxypeptidase activity. Gene Ontology annotation, biological process: proteolysis; apoptotic process. Gene Ontology annotation, cellular component: trans-Golgi network. NCBI's taxonomy places the organism in Eukaryota, Fungi, Ascomycota, Saccharomycetes, Saccharomycetales, Saccharomycetaceae. The coding region runs from base 1 to 2016 and encodes 671 amino acids.